GCCAUCUAAUAAUUUUGACGAAUUAAGGUAAAUAACUGCAUAACAUUGGAACUCAAAUGUAACUGACAUGAAUAUUUUUCUAACCGUCUUACCUUCAUUCUAGGAACAGUUGAGACAACUUGUUGCGGUCGGAUUUAUUUGAGAACGUACAGGAUUGACGCAUGCGCAAUUCACAUUCUCGACAUUAGCAAGUGUUUGUUUACCUUCUCCUUCCAUGACAUUUUGCUUGUGGGCUGCCUCCUCUCUCUCGCUUUUGUUUCUUUAAAAAAAAAAAAAAAAAACUCGCAACGGCAAACGCAGCCGUCUACGAUACUGACGCCACAAAGUGAAGCAUUAGACACCGUCUGUGUGGCCGGCUGCUAGCGUUCUCAGUCCAGAGUUGGGAGCAUGUUUACAUCGCAGACGUCGUCGUUCCAAGAUUCCAUUGAUGUGGAGGAGAAAGACGACUUCGACAGCGAGGAAAUUGCCGCGUACGGCCAGAAGACCCAAUUGAACUGCUAUUAUGCCAUUUAUUUGUACGAGGGCACGAGCAUCAUGCGUGCAUUGAUACACGAAGCAGGUGAUGAUGAAAGUGCAUACUGUCGUAGAUCGGAGACUACCGAGGAAAAUGUGGCUUGGAACCAGAGACGCGCAGACUCCACAACCAGUCAGGAGGACUUUAGCUUGACUCUGAUUGACAGCAGCUUGCCGAUGGAGGCGGAGCCCGAGCUUCGGACGUAUAUCUCAAGGAGGCUGAGCAAAGGAGCCCUGCUCGGAGGCAUGGGCAACAUCGCCACCGUGGAGCUCAGCCUUCCAGAGCAGGCAGUGGGCUGCUACUGCUGCCUCCUGGAGCAGGAAAGAUCUCCAGAGCAACCCGAUGCAGACGGCAACGGACACGUCAUCUGCUUCUUGGGGGGCUCCGAAAAAGGACUCAACUUGUAUAGGCUAGAGCUUGAUAAGUAUGUCCAAGGCUUGCAGAGCAGUCUGCAGACACCCGAGCUGCAAAACCUGGAAACGGAGCUUCGUCCCUAUCUGAGCCGCUGGUACGACGAAUCGGUCAUGCACAUUUACCGUGUGCUGCAGCUGGUCCAGAGUAACAUCAGCUUCCUGCUGCAUGCCGCUUUGAGUCACAAUCACGUGGAGGUCACCAACGCGGACGACAGGACGAAGGCGGACGUGUCCCGGUUCAUCAAAGCGGCCAGCUUGCAGGGCCUGUCGCAGCAAGACUCCACAGCGGCCUCCCUCUGCAAGGCCAUGUCGGAGGACGCGCAUUCCCACCUGACCGUCGACUGCGCUGACACGCCGCCCACCCUCACCAACACGGUCGGCAACCGUUUCUGUGAGGACUGGAGUCAGGCCUUUUUGAAAGCUGCGGAACGGGCCAACCCCUUCCUCCUCAGACAGAUCCUGGAGAACUUCAAACUGAAGGCCAUCCAGGACAUGAACAGCCUGAAGCGCUUCGUGCGUCAGGCCGAGAUGAGCCACUACGCUCUGUUUCGCUGCUGCCAGUUCCUGCAGGGCUGCGGGAACGGCGACGUGCUGCUGCAGAAUGCCCGGGCGGAGCACAGCGACUUGCCUGAAGCCUGCCGCAUCAUCGCCGUCCUCGAGGAGUUCCUCAGGGAGCAGUCGCAGGCCUGAUUGCCAUUCAAACACUUGAGUACUGCUCCCAUGUUGCUUCCUGACAUACUGAAUACAUUUUGGCAGCGGAGUAAAAUUUAUUUACACUAUCUACAUUACCCUUUAAUGCUCCUGUGAAUGUGAAACUUCAAAAAAGUUAAAAUUUUGUUGUAAAGUAGGAUGUGCAUAAUCUUUAAUUCUUCAGAUGUGUAUAUACUGUAUGAUAACUCUGAGAUAAUUGACAAACUUAUCCAAUUUAGGAAUUCCUUUCUUAAGAUAAGAUUUCUUUGUUUUAUUUUAUUUAUAUUGAAUUUCAUUGGGAAACCAAUUUUGCACAUUUUUUUUCAACACACUACUAAUAUACAGGGUGUCCCAAAAAUGUUAGAUCAUUCCAGAGUUUGACAAAUUCGUCUGACUCAAAUGAUCGCAAAUUCUAACAAGAUGAUUGAUGUUUUUUUUUUUUUUUUUUUUUUAAAAAGCAUUUUUUUUUCCUCUUAAUUUAAAACAGUUGCCAGGAUUUAGUGAUGGGCAAAUGAUACAGCUUUGGAGCUUGUCACUCUUCCUGAAGUGGGGUGGUUCAAAACACCAGUGUCACGUGAUCGUCGCUGUUUUGCGCUUCAUUCCUUCAAACUGUUUUGAAGCUUUUCAUUGGCUCAUAGUCUUCCAGUGUGUGUCAUUGGCUCAUGGCUUCUCAAUGCAUUUUUCACCAAUGACAGCUUGACAGAUUUGAGUGGUUUGGCGCCAUACUAGCUAUAUAAGAUGCAUCAUUAUGCUUCAAAAUGGGGUUGUGAGGAGAUUUGAAGAGUGAGAGUAAAUAAACCCUUAAGCAACAUUUAACCUUUAAUAUAAAUUGGAUUUAUUCUUUGGGUUAGUCUGGAAUGUGUUUUAAAGUAUGGGGGAGCGCAUCAGCACAUUUUAUUGUAAUGAUGAUAUAAUAAUUAUUUGGAAUGAAACACUUGAAUGACCAUAACAGACUUUUCAGAACUUUCAUUGCUGUCAAGGGAAACGGUGCAAAUGCUUCAGUCUAGCUCUUUAGAGGUUGCUAUGGCUUCAGUUGUCCACCAGAUGGUACCGUCACUGUAGUCUUGAAUUUUGAAUCUUUUUCGGCACAAUUGUUGGGAAAGCCUCAUUGCUUCAUGAGCCUUCACUUGCCCACCACUACCAGGAUUCUUAAAAAUAUUUAUUUGACAUGAUUUUAUCAAAACCCGUUAAGGUUAAAGAAUUACACCAGUCUUAUCCACUGGAACCCAAAUUUUUUGCUCGGCUGUUCUGUAUCAUGCAUAUGAGCCGCUGCUCACUCUGAUGCAGAGUAUGACUUUUAUUACCAUGACAACAGUGGGCGGAGCUUAGGUGUUAACGACUCCAUUUGCCGUAAAGCAGCCCCAAAGUCUAAAGAGAAAAGCAAGCCUCCAUAAAGAAAGCAUAAUUUGUAUUUUUGCUUGUGGAGGCAGUCCUUUAUCAUUAAAUUUUGUAUCUUUACAACAUGAAUCCUACUUAAUUUUGCUUGCUUAUAUCAGUACUCAAACAAAGCCAAUUUUUUGAGACACCCUGUUAUUUUAAAACUUGCAUGCGAUUGCUGUUAAAGGUCUUUUUGAAAACUAAGUUGUCUGUGCAUGUUACAAAUCUAUGUGCACAAAAAAAGGUGAAAACUUUCACACAUCGCACUAGUUCAAUUGUGAAAUGUGAAGCUACACUAUGACAUGUAAAUUAAGUAUGGAUGGAUGUGUAAUAAACAUCACGUGAUCCA
This is a messenger RNA of Phyllopteryx taeniolatus (common seadragon), 3343 nucleotides long. It is a transcript of the gene c16h17orf75, whose product is annotated as chromosome 16 C17orf75 homolog. Bases 388 to 1617 code for a protein of 409 amino acids. Lineage: Eukaryota; Metazoa; Chordata; Actinopteri; Syngnathiformes; Syngnathidae. Gene Ontology annotation, cellular component: trans-Golgi network. The transcript has 10 exons. The record is from RefSeq and is a predicted model, not a curated record.